ACAUUUCAAGUCAAGAGGGGAAAAAAAGUCCGCGAAGCAACUACAAAACACCACCAAAGAAGGGCGACGCAACGGUGCGUCACCGCCUCUGCUGUUCCUGAUCCUCGUGGCCCCAAAUGAGGCUAUUAGAGCCCCUUCCAGUUUCAGUGGAAGCACCCGGUCUAUGUGAGAGAUAAAUGGAAUAACGGAGAGGAAGAGGAAAAGGAGGAGGACCUGGAUCAAGUGAUGGUCAGCCAACCUCAAGUGCCGAUACAAAAUGUGUCUUAAUGGGAUCGCGGACAGCGCAGAGUGAGUCACCCACGGGGGGGACAGGAGGCUGCGUGUCAGAAUAAAAAGUAGGCUCGACUUGAUGCUGCGCGCUGAUGGAGUGUUCUGAUCCGGACAUGGAGCACAGGAGCCUCGGGUCCAACUCUAUAUACCUCCACUCGGACGACAGGAUGUCCCAUUUAUGACCUGCACCUCUUUCCUACGUGGAUACUUUAAAUAAGGACUUUUUGUGCUUUUUUUGCGUGUGGAAAGUCAUUUUAUUAAUUAUAACGGACGCAGUGGAAGAGGAUUAACAGCCCACUAAGCGAUACCAGCUUCAUUGUUACAAAACAAAAAGGAGAAGGAGUACUUUUUUUUUUGUUGGUUUUAAAAUCCUGUGGGAGAUAUGAGGGGACUGCACAUGCAUGUCCCCGUGGGACUGGUCCUUUUCAUGUGCACGCUCAUCACAGCGACCCCGACCUCGACCCCGGCCCCCGGUAGGAACACGAGCCGUGGAGUGAGGAGAGCGUCUGAGCUGGAGAGACACGAGGUCCCGUGGAGCCACCGGGGGAGGACGCCCCUGGUGGCGCAACGGGAUUUCCACAGAUUGAAAACAGACAAGGGGGAUCAGCUUGUCGCUGUACUCCUUCGAGAUCUCAGAAAGAUGGAGAAAUACGUGACACAUUUAACAGGUCCGCUCUACUUCAGUCCUAAGUGCCGGGAGCACGUGCGAAAACUGCACCGCCAGAGAGAUUGCAGAAUACCGGCAUAUUUAAAGAGAUGCGCACGGCUUCUCACACGGCUCGCCAGCAGCCCGCAAUGCACUGAAGGCUAACAGGUGCUACUCAUACUGUUGAAGCCUUAACAUCCGCUAUCCAGGAUGUUGCUAAAAGGUGAAAAGUGCCUUGGACUUGUUGGACAAGCGGCCUAAAAAUACUGACGAGCCCUGAUUGAAACCAAGCACACAGGUGUCCUUCUACUGAAGUCGGCUUUACAAACCGGCGUGGAUCCCAAUGGAUGCUGCUCGAAACGAGGAAGCCCCCCCUCCCACCCGUCCCAAACAUCAACAGUGGCUGCUGCUUUGCUUACAAAUAAGACAACCGUGUCUAAUCUAUUGAUGGCCUCGUGAGACAUUUUUUGGCAUCAAACAGACGACGCCGGCGGGAAGUCACAGAAGCUCCUUUGAAAGCCUUUAUUUAUAUAUUUGGACCAUCACAAGACUACACAGUAAACCUUGAUCAUGUACGUGUACACACAGGUACAUCUCAAACAAUAAGAAUGUAAUGGCUAAAGUUCAGUAUAUCGGAACGCCAUCAAGCGACAGCCGUAUAUCAUAUAGAUUCGUUGCACAUAGCGGGAAAUAUUUCACGCCUUUAGCGAUGACCUUCUGUGGCUUACACUCCUAGGGGAUGGUGUCAAUGACGGUCUCUUUUGGACAUCUGACAAGUCAGCAGUCCCCAUGAUGGUGUAAGCCUACUGAAGCAGAUAGAGGGACCAUUUAAAGGCUCAGAUAAUACAAAACUUCACAAUCUUAGAGCUUUUUGAAAAUGACCUCUGAGCCAUAAUCAUCAAAGUUACAAAGUUACGAGACUUAGCCAUCCAUCUAUUUUAUAUGGCGCUUAUCCUCAGUAGGGUCAUGUUGGUGUGCUGGAGCCUAUCCCAGCUAACUUUGGGCGAGAGGCGGGGUACACCCUGGACUAAUCGCCAGCCAAUCACCAGGCGGCCCCAUUUCAUUUUAUAUGUAAUGUAAAAACUUUGUUUUAUAUUCUCUUUUUUGAGAUGUGCCUGUAGUGUAAAAAACAAACAAACCAUAAGCUCUACUAUAAAUGAAAUGUGUGCGGUAUAUACCUACAGUCUGGACUAUAUAUAUAUAUACACACACAGUAUAUAUAGAUAUAUGGAAAAAACUAUAUAUAUUUAAAUAAAUUAUAUCAUUGGUACAAAAAAUGUUCUUUGUGCUGCUUUGCCGUCUCAAUGCGUGG
Molecule: messenger RNA, 2228 nt
Organism: Doryrhamphus excisus (bluestripe pipefish)
Lineage: Eukaryota; Metazoa; Chordata; Actinopteri; Syngnathiformes; Syngnathidae
Gene: alkal2a
Product: ALK and LTK ligand 2a
Biological process (GO): positive regulation of ERK5 cascade; positive regulation of ERK1 and ERK2 cascade
Molecular function (GO): receptor tyrosine kinase binding; receptor signaling protein tyrosine kinase activator activity
Source: RefSeq, a predicted model, not a curated record